AGAACAUUGUUGGUGUUAGGAUCUGCUAUGUUUGCUGGGAUAUCUAAAGACACACCUUGGAUGAUGUUUAUAGGUUACCUGGCUCUGGCAAAUGGCGGCCUGGGAAUCUUACAGACAAAUAAUCAGGUAUCGUACAUGUUCGAGAAAGGUGGACCGACCGUCAUAGGGCUCAUAUGUGGAGCUUUUGACGCUUCCGGGGCUGUCAUGCUGGGUGUGAAGCUGGCAUAUGACAAUGGUGUGUCUCUUCAGAUGUCCUUCAUCGUUAUCGGUUGUUUGAACAUAAUGGCAGUCAUUAGCACCUUUACGUUCCUACCUAAGAAAUUUAUCAAAAACACCCAACCCAAUUCGAACACUGAUGCAGACCAGGAAGCAGUCUCAUCUGAAGGGGCAAACCAUUCUUCCUUGAAUAUUAAAAACGAAUCGUCGGAAAAGACAAUGCUCCUUCGUGGUCAAAGCAGAAACCUGACCUUGCAUGGUCUGAGAUCCGAGGCUAGUGACACACCUCCAGGAAUCGACACUUAUCCCACAGCUGAAGAGGGGAACCACGUGGCCACGAAGGGUGACGUUUCCGGGAUGAAGGAAGAUAAAGAAAUAUCAAAGAACAGCUUACUGUUGGGCUACAUCUUCAGCCCUCUAUAUAUGCUGACUGUUGUGUGGGGCUGUGUGAUUCAGUUGAUAUUUGUACUUUUCAUCGGUUCGUUCAAUGCCUGGCUGGAACAUAUCACACACCACGUGCAAGAAAGAGUGAGCGUCCUGACAGACUUCUUGUUCACAGUCAUGCUGGCUUCGCCGGUGGUGUCUAUACUAUCUGGGGCCAUGGUGGACUUCUUCUAUUCUAUACAACCAGAAAUGAGAAGCCAUAAAACCCGGACUCAUUACGCUCUAGCUGCGCCUAUUGCCUUAACCAACUUCCUGGCCUUGAUACUGUGCGCAUGCGUCGUUGUCGAGAGAGAGGAUAUGACGUAUGUAACGGUCAUCACAUCCGUGUUAUACAGAACGCUCCUAUAUAGUGGCUUGACCCUGUUUUCAAGAUUGAUGUACCCGAGUGAAUAUUUUGCGGCAAUAUAUGGUGUCUUAUUCACGAUCAGCGGCUUGGUGAAUUUCCUGCAAUAUCCUCUGUUUCUCUGGUGCCAGAGCUCCCCAAGUGGAUAUAGACAGGUAUACGGCAUGCUUGGUCUGGCGUCUAUACUGAUAUCAGUACAGCCGAUAUAUUUGAUAUAUACAGGAUACAGAGAGAAACAAUAACCUCAUGUAUAUCUAAGUGUGUGAUUUGAGUCUAUUGCUCAAGGCAACAAAGAAAGAAAGAAAUUUUAGUAGUUACCACUAUCAAUGUAAAUUUCACCAUCAAAACAAUGCUCUCGAGUAGCUAUUAUGGGCAAGCCUUGUUCAUCCAGAAUCACGCUCAGAAUCAUGUGAAUGGAGUGAUAAUUGAAAAUUAAAUAAAAUUACAAAAGAUGCGAAGCCCAACUGUAAUAGGGCAACACCAUGGUUCUAUCUGCCACUGUAUAAUUACUUCACCGUAACAUUUGGCAAACUCCUGGUGCUAUUUCUGAGCAUAUGAAUCUUUGACCACGACAUGUCAAGCUGUCUCUCAGUGUAUAUUGUUCAAAUGUUACGGUGUGAAAAAUCUCGUUUCUGCCAUAAUCCGGGCUAUAUCUGUCAAUGUAUACUUGCUUGAAUGUAAUAUAUUACAAAAUCAUGGUGCUCUCUGUAUAUUAUGCAACCUUAAUUGUGGCAAAAUCAAAGUUAUAUCUGUUAGUGCUUGUAUUGUGUUACCAUAACAUGUUCAUAAACCUUGUUCUAUUCGUCAUGGUACAAUUGGACUGUAUCAUAUAGCAUAAUCCACCUACUAGUAUUCAUUCCGGUACAUGUACCCCCAUAGCCCUUUUCCCCAUUAAUUGUCUUUCUCCGUUGUGUUUGUAAGCAGAACGCCGAAUUUCUUUCAUGGAAAUAAACAUACAUAAUUGUA
Molecule: messenger RNA, 1969 nt
Organism: Haliotis rubra (blacklip abalone)
Lineage: Eukaryota; Metazoa; Mollusca; Gastropoda; Lepetellida; Haliotidae
Product: solute carrier family 43 member 3-like
Exons: 8
Coding region: 28-1245 (405 amino acids)
Source: RefSeq, a predicted model, not a curated record